AUGGCUUCGCUUAUACCGCCAAAGAAGCCUCGCAAGCCGGGCAUGCCCAAGCUCAGCAUUCCAGCCAGGCCAACCUCCUCUUCAUCAGCACCCGGCGGCUCGUUUCAACGCGAUGAUACUUUGUUCGACACUCCUGCUGCCGCGACUACAGAGGGCAGGCCUCAUCUUCAACUGCAAACACAGAAUUCACAACGGCCGCAGCCUUCACUGAUGAUCCCGCAGGCCUCCUCGUCCUCCCUCUCCUUGGGCGGCCACGGAUACCAAGAUGAAGGCUACGAUGACGGUCAUCCUGGCGUGCUCAACGCGAGCGCCAACACCAUCUAUCCGGACACUGUGCCGCAUCUCACGAAUGCGCAGAUGCAGAGCGCCAUUACAGACGACCUGCGGCGCGCCAUCGGCGGCAUGUCCAUGACCGAUUCCGAGGGCGAGCGUCUCGACGCCAACGGACUCAGGAUACCUGUCACGGGCUCGAACGGAUACUGGAUGACCAAUGACUCGGCGAGCGGCAGCAACAGUGGUAACAGCCGCUCUUCCAAUACGGGCAGCUCAGAGGCAGGCGGCGUCGAAGCUUCAUCACAAGCAUCUUACAAUCGCGCCAGGGCAGAUUCAAGUGCUUCGACAGCAUCGAAUCGAGCCAGCACGUCAGGAGGGCACGAUGAUGAACUCGUCCUGGCAGGCAACUUCGAGAUCCUCUCUCGGCUCGGUGAAGGUGCAAGUGGCGAGGUGCACAAAGUUCGACAUCGCCCUACAGGACUGAUCAUGGCGAAAAAGACCAUGUCCACUUCGCCCAACCCGGCCAUUCACCGACAGAUCCUUCGCGAGCUCGCCUUCAACCGCUCCUGUCACUCGGACUACAUCGUGCGCUACUAUGGCGCUUUCCUUGAAGACCAAGAUACAUCGAUUGCGAUCUGCAUGGAGUACGCAGAAGCAGGCUCGCUGGAUGCCAUCUACAAGAAGGUCAAGAGCCGCAACGGUCGGACGGGCGAAAAGGUGCUAGGCAAAGUAGCCGAGUGUGUGCUGAAAGGCCUGAGCUACUUGCACGAACGCAAGAUCAUUCACCGCGACAUCAAGCCCAGCAACAUCGUCGUGACGCGCGAGGGUCAGAUCAAGCUGUGCGACUUCGGCGUGUCCGGCGAGCUGAUCAAUUCGGUCGCUGGCACCUUCACAGGGACAAGCUACUACAUGGCACCCGAGCGCAUUCGAGGUCUAGCCUAUACCAUCACGUCCGAUGUCUGGUCGCUGGGUUUGACCAUCUUGGAAGUGGCAAGCAAUCGCUUUCCUUUCCCAGCCGAGGGCGAGCCUCCACUGGGACCCAUCGAUCUGCUCUCGUACGUGGUCACCAUGAAGGUACCCGAGCUGCAGGACGACGAAAAGGCAGGCGUCAAGUGGUCUCGAGCUUUGCGUGAUUUCAUCGAGCGCUGUCUGGAGAAGGAGCCGACGAAGCGUCCUGGACCACACAAGAUGAUCAGCCACCCGUUCAUUCGCAAGUCGGAGACGCGACAGCCGCAGCCUGACAUUGCCAAAUUUGUGGCUGAUAUCUACGGCUGGAGCUAUCUGCCUUCGUCGAUUGCGAGCCAGCAGCAGCAGACACCGACGCAGGCGACGUCGACGGGCACGUCGUUGGGUAGAAUCCCGAGCGUGCGGUCUGCACCGGUAGCUGCGGCUGCUCUGGCGGCGGCGACGGGCCAGCAGCCGAGGCAGUCAGUAACGCCACAGGGCCUGACCAUGUCACGGACGUCAUCACUCGGGGCAUCACCGUCUCUCACGCCGGUCGGACAAGAACCUACACAAAGUGGGAGGCUGCGUGCUCUGCCAAAGAUCUCCCUUGCAGUCGAUGGCGGACGCUCACAUCAGCAGCCAGAGGAGCCGGCAGCCGAAUCAGCUGCUGUCGCUCCUUCGUUCGGGGCAAGGCCGAGAUCCAGCAGUCAGCAUCGAAGUCAAGAGGAACGACUAGCGGCUAGGAUGCGAGAGGCUGACGUGGGAUUGGUAGGCAGCCCGACGACCACGACUGAUGAGGACGAGGCGGGACGUGCUUAG
Molecule: messenger RNA, 2037 nt
Organism: Kalmanozyma brasiliensis GHG001
Lineage: Eukaryota; Fungi; Basidiomycota; Ustilaginomycetes; Ustilaginales
Product: Protein kinase domain protein
Exons: 1
Coding region: 1-2037 (678 amino acids)
Biological process (GO): protein phosphorylation
Molecular function (GO): ATP binding; protein kinase activity
Source: RefSeq, a predicted model, not a curated record